AUGGGCUCCUUGAAAUCCCAAAAUAAAGAUAUGCAGCUGUCUAAGUCCCCCUUGGAAAAGACAUCGAGUCAUGAUGAAGGGCUGCCAAGUCGUCAGCCCUUGCUGGAGGCUCUUCAAGCACAGAAACCAUCGCCAUGGUCGCCAAACCUGAGGAAGCUCUAUGGCUUUUGUGUGAUUGCCUUCCUGUGCUCGACAAUGAAUGGAUAUGAUGGAUCUAUUUUUGGGUCCCUUCCCGCCCUUGAGUCGUUCAGGAAUCAGUUCAGCAUCGAGAAAAACGGAGCUAAAACAAGCUAUAUUUCGGCAAUGUACACUGUCGGUGGAAUCUGCUCUUUGCCAUUCAGCGGACCUGCUUGUGACAUGUUCGGGAGAAAAUGGGGCACGUUCAUCGGAUGUGUGAUUGUUGUCGCCAGCACAUUUAUAUCUGCGCUAUCCCACGGUGUUCCCCAAUUUGUGGCUGGUCGAUUCUUUCUCGGCUUCGGGGUGAAUAUUAUUCGAUCAACGAGCUCUAUCUGGUGUGCUGAAGUUUGCCCACCAGCCUAUCGUGGUAUCAUCAUGGCAUUUUAUAAUUGUACGUAUGCAGUCGGAUCCUUGAUUGCUGCCGGUGUCACUAGAGGAUCGGCUGGCUACGCAGGCGCCAAGUCCUGGCAGAUUCCACUUUGGUGCCAGAUGAUAUGCCCUGGUAUUGUUCUCUUGAGCGUCUUAUUCUUCCCUGAGUCACCUCGGUGGCUAUUCUCGCAUACCCAAGAGGACAAAGCAUUGGAAUUUUUGACACACUACCAUGGUGAAGACGAUCCGAAUCAUCCCCUUGUUCAGUUGCAGUUGCAGGAAUACAGAGAGUUUAUCUCACUCUCUGGAUCAGACAAGCGCUGGUGGGACUUUAGCGACUUCUGCACAACCAAGGCAGGCUCAAACCAAGUACUCAAUGUCAGCCUCGGAUACACGGUCGUUUCGACUGUGGCUUCAUACUUGGGCGCCAGCCAGAUUGAGCGAAUGGGCCGCAGACCGACUAUUAUUUGGACAGCAGUCGCUUGCUCUAUUUGCUUCGCAUGUAUCACAAUUGGAACGGGGCUCUUUGCUCACACUCAGGCUACAUCAGCUGCCUCUGCUGGUAUUGCCUUUAUUUUUGUUUUUGGAUUCUGCCAUAAUUUCGGAAUGACUCCGCUGCAGGUUUUGUAUCCGGUUGAAGCUCUGUCCUAUGAAACACGCGGCAAGGGCGUUGGGCUUACCUUCUCCAUCGCCCCUUGA
Molecule: messenger RNA, 1245 nt
Organism: Penicillium antarcticum
Lineage: Eukaryota; Fungi; Ascomycota; Eurotiomycetes; Eurotiales; Aspergillaceae
Product: general substrate transporter
Exons: 3
Coding region: 1-1245 (414 amino acids)
Biological process (GO): carbohydrate transport; transmembrane transport
Cellular component (GO): membrane
Molecular function (GO): carbohydrate:proton symporter activity
Source: RefSeq, a predicted model, not a curated record